GGGACAAUUUGGCUACAAACUCGGUUUGUUUUGACGGCUCCAUCUCCACUCGCCCCCAAAUUUCUUCUUCUUCUUCUUCUUUAUCAUCUCAAUUUUGCAGAGAAAGGGAUUCUAGAAUCUUCCAUUGGGCAAAGUCUUCUUCGAUCCUCCUUGCUCUCUUUCUCAUGGAUCCUCCUACCUCUUGGGAUUCCUUGCGAAAGCAGGCAAGGAAGCUUGAAGCUCAGCUGGAUGAGCAGAUGCAUUUGUAUCGUAGAUUUGUUUCAAACAAAAGUGGUAAUGCUAAUGAUAACGAUCUUGAAUCCAGUAUAGAUCAGCUGCUCAAGCAACUUCAACAAGUAAAUUCACAAAUGCAAGCAUGGGUUUCAUCGGGAGGAUCUGAGAUCUUCUCUCAUACACUGACACGCCAUCAAGAAAUUCUUCAAGAUCUUUUUCAGGAGUUUAAUCGGAUCCGUUCAAGUUACAGAGCUAAGAAAGAGCAUGCUUCAUUGCUUGAAGAUUUUAGGGAGUUCGACCGGACCAGGUUAGAUCUGGAAGAUGGUAGUGGGUCUCAUGACCAAGCACUCCUUAAUGAACGUGCUACCCUCCAUAGGAAUACUGGACAGAUAGAUGGUGUGAUUUCUCAAGCCCAAGAAACAAUAAAGACACUUAUGUUUCAAAGAUCAACAUUUGGUGGCAUUAAUUCAAAACUCAGCAAUGUCAGCAGUCGUCUCCCAACGGUUAACCAUAUUCUUUCAGCAAUAAAGAAGAAAAAGUCUAUGGAUACUAUCAUUCUUUCAUUAGUUGCCUCUGUAUGCAUGUUUCUCAUUUUGGUUUACUGGAUGACGAAAUGAGAUAGUAAUUAAUCGGACUCUUGAUGGAGCUUUGAGCACCAACUUUGCUCAUUUGUAUCUUUUUGUAUAUUCUCUAGUGAAUUUUGUGACACUUCAUUUUUAUACAUGUAAGAAGGUAUCUUGAAUUGGUUUUGAUGCACGUGGUUGCUCGUGUAUGCUUUGCCAAUUCCAAGUAUCAACAUGA
Messenger RNA from Solanum dulcamara, 1014 nucleotides. RefSeq names its product Golgi SNAP receptor complex member 1-1. The record is from RefSeq and is a predicted model, not a curated record. Gene Ontology annotation, cellular component: Golgi membrane; Golgi medial cisterna; SNARE complex. Lineage: Eukaryota; Viridiplantae; Streptophyta; Magnoliopsida; Solanales; Solanaceae. Gene Ontology annotation, biological process: vesicle fusion; endoplasmic reticulum to Golgi vesicle-mediated transport. The transcript is spliced from 5 exons. Gene Ontology annotation, molecular function: SNAP receptor activity. Bases 165 to 830 code for a protein of 221 amino acids.